Molecule: messenger RNA, 4241 nt
Organism: Pogonomyrmex barbatus (red harvester ant)
Lineage: Eukaryota; Metazoa; Arthropoda; Insecta; Hymenoptera; Formicidae
Gene: elg1
Product: enhanced level of genomic instability 1
Cellular component (GO): nucleus
Molecular function (GO): ATP hydrolysis activity; DNA binding; DNA clamp unloader activity
Source: RefSeq, a predicted model, not a curated record
UGUAGACUAGGCUUUAUAGCCCUAGAUUUACUCUUGGUCAUACGUAUGCGCGAGAAAGCGUUCCUAAUAGCAGCACUGGUAUUACAUCGUUCGAUCACACAUACCGCGGUUCAGGACAACAGGACAACAGGACAUAUCAAAAAGGCGGGAAGUCGAAGUUCUCGGACCGUUGAGUGGUUCGGAUGUCUUUUGUCUUCACAUAAAUUUUUUUUUUAUAUGUCAUCACGCUUUUUCUUCGAUUUUUGCUCACACACUUGUCAUUGUUCUCUCAAAUCAUAUUUUUUUAAUUGAAUCGUGGCCUGUAUUGGCGCCGUAUGGCAGCUUCGGCCAAAAAUAAGAAAUAAGAAAAAUAAGGCGGGAAGUGAUUGCGAACAUGUGUGAAAGUGCUGUUGUAGGUCAUAGCAUCACCGAUCGGUGACGUAAAUAUUUCGAGUGGUGAAAGGUAAAUUUCAUUACUUUAGUCAUUUUAUGUCAUAAAUUUAGUCUGAUUCGCGCUAUGCAUGCUUGGUAUGAUACCAUUAUCAAUUCAGGUGCAUUGAAAUUUGAUUCCGACGUCCAUUGGUUUUUCGUCAUUGAGGCAUUUCAUUGUUUCUUUUCCGGUGGAAUUAAGUAAAAAAAGGAAGAAAAACGAGGUAAAGGAUGAUACUGCGUUCCUAACCAGGAAAUCAGAAUCCGCGAAUGAAGAUAGGACGAAAUAUUACUGAAGUAUGAAAGACAUUAAGCAGUACUUCACCAAUGAUAGGAAGAUUGUUGACAAGGAGACUGCUAUUGAUCCUGGCAACAUCAUAGAACAGGAGGAAGAGGAGCAAGAGCAGGAGAUCAUCGCGACAGGUAAACGCAAACGCGUGAAGAUCCGAAUAUCACGCAGCGAUUCCAGGAGCAGGAUGUGUAACGUGAUUGAGAGCAAGAAUGAUCUAAUUGACAAAACACCCAGUCCAUACAAUGGUGAAGUAAACAGUGGCCAGAAAAAAGAUUUGCGAAAUGAAACGCCAAAAUCAGGCUUGAUUGAUUCAAAUAUAAAGCAGUGUUUUAAGAAGGACUUAAAGUCUGUGGAAAUGUAUGGAAAUCAGUCUGAAUCUGAAAAGACAAAUAUCUUGCAAGAAAAAAAAUUUAAUAAACAGAUUGUAGAUAAUUUUAAUAAAAGUGUAAUUGAGAUUAACGAAUCAAAUAUAGAAUUUCAUGAUGAGAUUGGUUCUCAGCAGGAAGAAUCAAACGCUUUUCAAGUUUUGAUGAAUCAUAGUAAACCAAUACAAUAUAAACUGUUACCACAGCAGCCAGUUGAAGACAUUGAGAGCAAAGAUAAAUUAGAUGAUGCAAAAGAAUUAAAAUCUAAACGAAAAGAGAAACUAAUAGCUUUAGCUGAUAAAAAGGGAUAUACAAAAAGAAAAAUGAUGGAGAUAGAAGAAAACGAGAGAAUAGAAAAGAAUAUUGAAAGUCGCAUAAGAUUCCUUAAAGGUGACAAUAAAAGCAACAUUAUACAUAAAAAAGAUAAUAACAUUGAACUAAAAAAUAACAAACAACUAUCAGGAAACUUACUAGAUUAUUUCAGCAAAUCAUCUCAGGAAAUAACAAAUAAGAAUGAAAAAUCUGUGUCUACUUUUAUUGUAAAAGCAGAUGUACAUAGGAACGACAAUUCUGACAUCGAACCUAUAAUGAAGCCAAUAUCAAAUAAGAUAUAUUCUAACAAAAAAUGUUUAAAAUCAGAAUUAGAGCUUUCUAUGAAUGAUAUCCACAUUGUAGCAUCUGAAAAUUUAUUUUCACCACAAGCUGUCAAACUGGAUAAGCAAAAGCGAGAGAAACCUCGUUGGGCUUUACGCAUAAAACUACAUUCUUCCGAACAAAACGAUUCUUUAAAUGAUACCGAUGAUGAAUUGUUUUCAUCAAGUAAAUCAAAAUUUAAUGGCAUGAAUAAAUCUCGAAAUUCUUUAAAUACAGAAAAUAAUAAAGUUUACUUAAAGAAUUGUGAUCGGCAUUCUAAGAAAGUACAGAAUAAAGAGAAAAAAGAACCGAUCGUAAAUAGUAAUAUAUCAUAUAUUGUCAGAGACGUCUCUAGUGAUAAUAAUGAAGAUACUAAUUUAUGUUUAAAAAAAUCGAAUAAAAGUGAUAAAAAGGAAGAAAAGAUUAACGAUAUGAGUGAAAUGGUUAUAACGGUGAUUGAUGAUUCCGAAUGCGAAAUUAUUAAUGAGAGUAGUUUGAAAAGAAAACCAAAUGAAAAGCUAGCGCCUUUAUUUGUUAAACGACGUAAAACUGAUCCGAUUUUUACGACAACUAGGCGCUUGUUUUUACAAUCGGAUAUAAUUGAUAUAGAGAAUAAAAAUAUUGAUCAUAAAGCGAACAACGAUUUACCCAUAUUACCGUUUCCUGCAAUCAGUCAUGUUACACAAUUAGGAGAUACUUCGGACUCGAUUAAAUUCGAAAUCAAACAUAAGUUUCCAAUGAAAAUCGAGAAAAAAUAUCUGCCUUCAAUAGAUAUUAAUAAUUAUAAGCAUAUUACUAGUUAUAAAGAAGCAUCAACAGUGAUUGAAGCAAUUAACAAACCUGUAAAGAAAAAUAUUGAACAAGCUUUGAUAGAAAUUGAGCAACUUUAUCCAGAUGUACAAAAUAUGUGGAAAACUAUAUCAACGAUUAAAGGCGACUUUGAGAAGAAAGCGCUGUCUCGGAGAGGCAGAAAGUCGAAAGUGUUCGAGCGAAAAAAAAUGUUAACGGAGAACGUCAAGAAUGAAGAUAAUCAAUCGCGUAAUUGCAUGUGGACGUAUAAAUAUAAACCAAGAAGUGUCCAGGAAGUUGUUGGAAACGAAGAAGCCGCGAAUAAGCUCAAGGAUUGGUUGAGCAGUUGGAGAUUGUCUUUAACGAAAGAGAACGAUGGAAGCAGUGGUGAUGAAUUUUAUUCCUCGGAUUGCAGUUCUUCGUGCAAUAAUGAAAAUAAUCAAAUAGCUGUAUUAUUAGGACCACAUGGCAGCGGAAAGAGUGCGAGCGUGUACGCGAUAGCAAACGAACUUGGUUACAGUGUGCUCGAGGUGAAUGCAUCUUCCAGACGGACUGGAAAGAGAAUCUUAAAGGAGUUAGAGGAAGCCACAAAAUCGCAUAGAAUUAAAAAAAGUAAGCUCGAGUUUGAGCGAAUCAUAAGUGAGAAUGAUGGUACGAAGAUAUCACAAAAUUCAUUGAUUCUUCUGGAAGACAUCGAUCUCAUCUUUGAAGAAGACGAAGGGUUCGUUUCCGCCGCGUAUCAAUUAGCAUCAAAUACGAAACGACCAAUUGUCAUGACAUGUAGAGACAUAUGUCCUCAUUUGAACAAAAUGGCACCGCAACAGAAUAAAAUUUAUUUUCAGAAAAUUAGUGGAAAUAGGAUAUCCGUCUUGUUAAAAUUAAUUUCGUUGGCGGAAACAGGUUACAAACUUUCACAUAAUUGUCUAAUGAAAUUAUUGCAGGCGGGUGAUCUACGACAGGCACUGCUUCAAUUACAAUACCUGCUAUUAUCGGGUUCACCAGUAUUAUCCGAACAAUCUACAAUCAUAAAGCUAUCACUUUGGCAAGAUAUGCAACGUUAUUUGUAUAAACCUGCGAUUAAGCUAAACAAAAAGCACAAAACAAAGAAAAGUAUAAAUACCAAAAAUUCCAAUGUCAUAUGUAUAUUAAACAAAUUAGCAGAAGAUUUAGACAAUUUAGCUUUAAUGUCAUCUUUAAUUGACAUUGAGGACAUAACAUUAAAUAUGUCAGAAGAAAAUACGCAACCAAGUUUAUCUUUAGCUGAAAAUAUAUCUUUUUAUUCCGCUUUACGCGAAAUAAAGGCAGACAUAGCAAAUUUUAUAAGCGAUCGAAUACUGUAUAAAGAUUUUAAGGCGAAUGAACAAGUACAGAAUCAAAGUAAUAUUAUUCUGAGAAAACAAUUGAAUCAAGGGGUAGAUCUAACACUGUCGCAUGUUACAUCUACAUGUUUAGAUCGACAAAUUAUGGCAAUAGAUUAUCUUCCAAUCAUGCGAGCGAUAUGUCGCGCAGAGGAAUCUCGCUCCACCAUUAAUUCUAAGCGAAGCAAUCGAUUUUUCCAUUAUUUGCACAAUUUGAAAGUGCCGACCGCGUUGAUGAAACCGAAUAUCUUAUCCGCCGCGUGCAGAAUGUUACAAGAAGAAAAUAAAAAUGCAUCGUAGUGAAUGUUACUAGCGACUGAUACGUGUUUUUACACGAGAACUAUUUAUCAGAUUUCACAAUUGCAGUAAAUUAGCGAUGUUUUGAUAUUAUUUAUG